GCUUCCGAUCUUUCUCUCUCCGUCUCCACGCUUACGGAGAAGUUCCCCUGUUUCCUUUCCCCGAUUCCGAUCGGCAGUCGUCCUCCGCCUAAUCAGAUUCCGGCGAUAAUGGCUGAAGCAAACGCUAAUCCCGCAACUCCUGCUCCACUGACGAAAGAGGAGGACGCGAGGGCGGCGGUGAGAGUGGCGGAGAGGAAGACGAGAAUGCCGCCGCCGUUUCCUUUUUCCUCGGCGGAAUUUGAUUAGAAGAAGAAGAGGAAAGCUUAUAAGGGUUUAUUUUUUAUUUUUUAUACUACUCUCUAUUAUUUUUUAUUUUUUUAUUUAUUUUUUAAUUAAAAAUAUGAGGUGUCAUUGACGUGGCAUCUAUGUG
Messenger RNA from Linum tenue, 370 nucleotides. The record is from the annotation of a GenBank genome assembly. Lineage: Eukaryota; Viridiplantae; Streptophyta; Magnoliopsida; Malpighiales; Linaceae.